UUCUUGCGUGGCUUUCCAGCAGCUGCAGAGCCAAAUGCUUGGCACCUUACGAGCAAUGAAGUUCGGAAUUCCACUGUGCGGGAUUCUUUGUUAUAAUAGCGCUGUGCGCUUACAGAGCGUUGCCCUAUUAUCUGGCCACCUAAAAGCCCUAGAACUUAUUGAAAUGCUUGCACUUUCAAGGAACCAGAAGCUCAGCCAACCUGGUGAAGAGAACCAAAUUUUAGAGUUACUAAUUCAGAAGGAUGGGGAAUUCCAAGAACUAAUGAAAGUGGCAUUAAGCCAGGGGAAGAUUCACCAAGAAAUGCAGGUUUUAGAAAAAGAGGUGGAGAAGAGGGACAGUGAUAUCCAGCAACUACAGAAACAGCUGAAGGAAGCCGAACACAUAUUGGCAACAGCUGUCUACCAAGCUAAGGAAAAACUGAAAUCAAUAGAUAAAGCAAGGAAGGGUGCAAUUUCUUCUGAAGAACUAAUUAAGUAUGCCCAUCGGAUUAGUGCAAGCAAUGCUGUAUGUGCUCCUUUGACUUGGGUGCCAGGUGAUCCUCGAAGGCCUUAUCCCACUGAUUUGGAAAUGAGAAGUGGCCUUCUGGGUCAGAUGAGUAACCUGCCUACUAAUGGAGUCAAUGGACAUUUGCCUGGAGAUGCACUGGCUGCUGGACGACUCCCAGAUGUCUUGGCUCCUCAGUACCCAUGGCAAUCAAAUGACAUGUCCAUGAACAUGCUACCUCCGAAUCACAGUAAUGAAUUUUUAAUGGAAUCCCUUGGGCCCAACAAGGAAAAUGAAGAAGACGUUGAGGUCAUGUCCACAGACUCAUCCAGCAGCAGCAGUGACUCUGAUUAAAUGAGGGCAGAAAGUUCACAGCCACUGGAAUCCAACCACUAGCUCUGAGAUGUGUAUGCAUGUUACCUAAGUGGCUUUAAUUACUGAAGACUGCCAUAGUCAUGAAAGCCAUGGACUUUUUUGUCAAGUACUUGGAAUACUGAACUGACAUUUUGUACCAGUAUUUUUUGUGAUUUGUUUAUAUAUAUAUAUAUUUUUGAUAAUUUUUUUUAUAAGUGUUUAUUGUUUAAAGGAAGAUGUGUUAUCCUAUCCUAGUUCAUUAUUUGUGAAACCCAUGAAGUGCCUGAAAGGGAGGCCAGCAUGUGUUUUGGCACAGUGCUGUAUAUUGAAUGUGCUAGCUUUCUGCUUCAUUUGCUUUUUACUUUCUAUCAAAAUGUUGUUGUUCCAUUGAGAAGCGCUGAUUAUUGGGUUUGGUACAAAUAUAAAACUCUUGUAUAUAUUUUCAAUGGGUUAACUUUUCUUAAUGUGUCUGUUGUAAAUAGUAUUUUGCUAGGUUUAUCACUGUGUAUAAUGCAUAUACAUUGUUGUGUGCAUAUGUAUUUAUAAAGGCAUUGACAUUUUCUAAGAAUAUGUAUAUUGCCACAUGUACAUAGGGGUAUAUGUAUAUAUAAUAUCAUGAACCAUGCUUGUUUAAACCUUCUGUGGGUUAUUUUUCUCCACAUUCCCCAUCCAAUUAAACUAAGACUUUUGUACUCAAAA
This is a messenger RNA of Xenopus tropicalis (tropical clawed frog), 1537 nucleotides long. It is a transcript of the gene med4, whose product is annotated as mediator complex subunit 4. The record is from RefSeq and is a predicted model, not a curated record. NCBI's taxonomy places the organism in Eukaryota, Metazoa, Chordata, Amphibia, Anura, Pipidae. Gene Ontology annotation, biological process: regulation of transcription by RNA polymerase II. Gene Ontology annotation, cellular component: mediator complex; nucleus. Gene Ontology annotation, molecular function: transcription coregulator activity. The transcript is spliced from 7 exons. Bases 35 to 838 code for a protein of 267 amino acids.